Scleropages formosus (Asian bonytongue) is the source of this 699-nucleotide messenger RNA. Its product is annotated as synaptotagmin-1-like. Gene Ontology annotation, biological process: calcium ion-regulated exocytosis of neurotransmitter; synaptic vesicle endocytosis. Lineage: Eukaryota; Metazoa; Chordata; Actinopteri; Osteoglossiformes; Osteoglossidae. Gene Ontology annotation, molecular function: phosphatidylserine binding; SNARE binding; calcium ion binding. Gene Ontology annotation, cellular component: synaptic vesicle membrane; plasma membrane; exocytic vesicle. The record is from RefSeq and is a predicted model, not a curated record.
CAUGUCAUCCUUCCCCCUACUUGCCAGAUCCCUUACUCCGAGUUGGGGGGCCAAACCCUGGUGAUGCAGGCGUAUGACUUUGACCACUUUUCCAAGCAUGACGUGAUUGGCAAGGUUAAGAUCCCUAUGAACAUGGUGGACCCGGGCAAACCGCUGCACGAGUGGAGAGGAAGGGGAGAGAAGCUGGAUGACAUCUGCAUCUCCCUCCGUCACAUGCCCAUGGCAGGCAAGCUCACCGUCAACGUGAUGGAAGCCAAGAACCUUAAAAAUACAGAUUUCAGCGACCUCUCAGACCGUGCCACUAACAUCCCCCUAUCGCCAAAUGUCCCCGUAUCCAGACUGUGGUUCUGGCAGCACAACAGGAGGCGGCUGAAGAAGGAGACGUCGACAGUGAAGAACAGACUCAACCUGUAAUUGAACGAGAGCUUCAGCUUCAAAGUUUCUUUCAAACAGAUUGGGCGCGUGCAGGUCCUAAUAACCGUGUAUAACUGCGACCAGCUGGGCAACGACGACGCCACCGGCAAGACCUUCAUCGGCUACGGCACGAUGGUCAGACAUGCUGGCCAACCCCUGGCAGCUUGCGCCCCGUGGCUCAGUGGCGCACACACUGUAGUUCAAGGAGGAGUUGGAUGUAGUGCUGAAGGAACCUCGCUGCUAGAAGGAUCCCUGAGGGGUCACCCCCCGUUCACGUGCUCGUAA